CUCCCGUCUAGGAAGGAGAUUUGUCUAGGAAGGUUGAAAGGUUGCCUUUUUUGUUCAUUGUUGUAAUAGGAGGAGAUUUGUCUAGGAAGAAGACGAAAAUGGGGAAGCAGCCGGUGAAAUUGAAGGCGGUAGUUUACGCGUUAUCGCCGUUUCAGCAGAAGAUCAUGACUGGCCUCUGGAAGGAUCUGCCGGAGAAGAUCCACCACAAGGUCUCUGAGAAUUGGAUCAGCACUAUUCUCCUCCUCGCUCCCGUCGUCGGAACCUAUUCGUAUGCUCAAUACUACCAAGAACAAGAGAAGCUGGAGCACAGGUUUUGAGCAUGGACAUUUUCUGAUUAUAAAACAUCCCAAUUCUUUCCUCAUCUUUCAUUCACCAAAAUGUGGUCAAGAGGACUGUUUGUUCUUAAAACACUCUGAAAUAGAAGCGGAAAAGUUGCUUCCUUUGCAGUUUUGUUGAAUAACCUUUUUAUAUUUCAUGAAUAACAACACCGUGAAUAUUUGAAUAUCUAUGCAGUAUUGACUAUUU
This is a messenger RNA of Eutrema salsugineum, 525 nucleotides long. RefSeq names its product cytochrome b-c1 complex subunit 8. Lineage: Eukaryota; Viridiplantae; Streptophyta; Magnoliopsida; Brassicales; Brassicaceae. The coding region runs from base 99 to 317 and encodes 72 amino acids. The transcript is spliced from 2 exons. The record is from RefSeq and is a predicted model, not a curated record. Gene Ontology annotation, biological process: mitochondrial electron transport, ubiquinol to cytochrome c.